Messenger RNA from Dentiscutata erythropus, 158 nucleotides. Lineage: Eukaryota; Fungi; Glomeromycota; Glomeromycetes; Diversisporales; Gigasporaceae. The record is from the annotation of a GenBank genome assembly.
AACCAUCUGAAAGAAGAAUAAUAGGUAUUUAUGGUGAAAAAUGUUCCAGUUUAGGAAUUGUAAUUCAAAUUCCUAUAAAAAUAAGAAACAUGAUUAUAGCAGUUGAUAUAAAAGUUAUUGACAAAUCUGAAUACUCUCUAGUUCUUGAUACUGACUAA